This is a messenger RNA of Brassica rapa (field mustard), 12438 nucleotides long. RefSeq lists its product as uncharacterized. Gene Ontology annotation, biological process: N-acetylglucosamine metabolic process. Gene Ontology annotation, molecular function: beta-1,4-mannosylglycoprotein 4-beta-N-acetylglucosaminyltransferase activity. Gene Ontology annotation, cellular component: membrane. The record is from RefSeq and is a predicted model, not a curated record. Lineage: Eukaryota; Viridiplantae; Streptophyta; Magnoliopsida; Brassicales; Brassicaceae.
GGAUGAUUUCUCAACCAAUUGGCUUUAACUCAAUAGGAUUAAGUAAUAACAACACGUACAAAAGACAAAAGUUUUGAAAAAAAACUAGAGGACAAAACAUGUUACUACAAAACUGGUGGGUGUGUUCGUGUACAAAAAAGUGAUGGACCAUGCUCUACUCUAGUGAACGCGUGUUUUGUAAACUGUGGUCGGCAGGUAUGAAAAUGUAGAUACGUAUGAUUAUUGAUUAACUAUGAUGAUGGUUGGAUAUCUAAUCUAACUUGUGGGUCAACUAACAUUCUAUUCGAGUCUAGGUCCAGAGUUGUUGGAUCCACGGUUUUUUUAUAUAAUAUUUUCAGCCCUAACUAUGUUUUGGAUAAUUCCAUAAUCACCGCAUAUAUUUUUUGUAUUUGUUGAAACGUUUCCUGUUAUAUACUCUCUCUGUUUUUAAAAGAUGCAUAUUCUAGACUUUUCACAUAUAUUAAGAAAACUCAUUAAAUAUGCAUUGUUUUUUGUAAAUAACAAUUUUCCAUAACUUUAAACCAAUAGAAAUUCAACAAACACCAUUAAGUUUUUUGAAACUUACACUUUUUCAUAAAAUCAUACAUUGAAAAAGUAAAAAAUAUAUCUUUUUAAAACAAAUUUUUUUUCUAGAACAUACAUCUUUUAGGAACGGAGAGAGUAUUAAUUAUUACUUCUCUUGCUUGUUCCUCGACAUUUAUAUCACGCUCUUCAUUUAUUUGGGUUGACACGUUUUGGGAUUGAAAGUUGAAACAAAUAGAAAUAAUAUAAUGACACGUAGAAUUAAUAGUCAAAUUUCGAAAAGAUACAAUCAAACUUAAUGCAUAGUCAUAUCAUUUCCAAUAUAGAGAUUUCCAAAUAGUUGAACUUAUGGAGAUUCGAGUUUUAAAUCCUCUUCCAACGGAAGUUGAAUAUAGAGAAUACAAUUCAAAACUCUUAUGAAAUCACUAGGCCAACCCCACAUUGGUGAUUCGAGUUAUUUGAAAUUUUAAACAAUCAUAUAAUGUCUAGAAGAAGAAAAACAAUUGAAUUAGUAGGUUAUUGCAUUGUAUAGUACGCGGUAACAUAUUGGUCGUAUUGUAUGGUGGACAAGAACAUAUCAUUUCGUGAUACUCACGAAGCCAAUUCUAGAGCUUUGGGUUACCGUAUGACCCGUUCCUAGUGUUUCAAGUUGAGCUUACUGAUUAAAUAAUUGGUAGCCACACGCUUGAUAAAUUUUUGAAUCAACGAAACAUAUCGAGGGUAGUUAUAAGAAAAUUGGUGGAAUACACAUGUUAGAAUACUGAAAGAUAACGGGAAAAUAGGUAUAGUAAGCCGAUAUAGGUAGAAAACAAUUAUUUAUUUUUGUCAAGUUUAGUUUACCUGUUUAUUUAAACUUGUAAUAAAUUAAUAAUUUAAUCAUUUUAAAAUCAAUUAAUACUUUGGUCUUUUUCAUGUUUAACUAUGCGAUCAAGAUUUCAAUCAUUUGGUAAAAGAUUUGUUUUUUUUUUAAUAUAAAUUUGAGUUUGAAAAAAAAAGGAAAAGAACUAGGGUCAUCCGUCUUCAUAGAUGCAUCAAGAUACUACUACUUGGUCACCUGGAACAUGUCAUAUUGACUAGCUAGAAUUGAGGAGACGACCCAGUAGUAUUUAUUUUGUUGACAUUGCAAGUAAUCAUUUAUAUAAAUGUAUAUUCCUAACAUAAUUAGAAAUCAAAUUGCUAUUCAUCAAAUAUUAUAUACAAAAUAGGCUUUACUUUAUUAUAUAAGAUGUAUAUUAAAAAAAAAGAUUCUACAUUACCAGCCGGGAACAUGUAAGUAAUAUUGACUUGCUAUAGGAUAGGAAGACGAAGAUCAAAUUCUAACAAUUAUAUAUAUAUACCAAGUAGUAUAUGAUACUAAGUAAUUAUCAUCAGAUAAUUACUUAUUCCUAAAUAUCAUCAGAAACAUGUAUUUUCACUCAUAAUAUACAUGUAACUUACGAAUUAAGAUAAUGAUUGUUUUUCUCAUGUAACUGAAAAACGCGUGAUAGUAGGUAAACUUUAAACAUAGUCGAAACUUAUCACCUCGAUAAUUAUACUGGUAUUGGGUAUUGACGAUUGACUAAACAUUUGUAUGCGUCAAUUAUUAUUUUUAUCUAAUCAAAUUAUUAUUACAGGUGACAAAAGAAAAUCAAAUAUUUUUGGAUAUGAUUUAGAUACUUUCCUCGUAUUAGUCCAUGACAGAUCAUAUGUUGGCACUUGGCAAAUAGCUGAAUAAUUAACACAUCAGCACGGUAGAAAAUAUUCUGACCGUAGAUGAAAUUAGUGUACCUUUUUUUUGUUUUUUUAAGUUAAACUAAGUAAAAAAUCUUUUAAUUAAUCAAUCUCAAUUAAAUAAAAUUAAUAAAUUCCAGCAGUUUUAGGAACAUAUAUAUAAACCAAAAAAGCAUCGAAACGGCUAUAAUUGGCGUUACAGUUUUCCUUAAACGAGAGGGAUUAAGAGAGUUUUUCUCGGAUAUCUAUUUUUAUAUCCGAGUUUCUGAGAAUUUUUUUGAUUUGUGGUGGCUUCAACGGGAGGCUUCAACGGGAGGCUUCUUGACCAAAAAAAUUCCAGAGAAAAGACGUUUAAUUUUCUUGUGUGUCAACUCAAAAUCAUGUCGGAUGGAUACUCUUAUAGUUCGAAGAAAACUGACGAUAUCUGCGAAGAUGUUUGUGCUCAGGACGGUUCACGAGCAGCCAAGGCCUUGUCAAGAGUCAGGUGCUUACUACGAGGACUCGAUUUCAAAACCUACAUCCUCUUCUUCACCCUCGUUCCCUUACUCAUCUUCGGAGCCUACCUCCACGGUCAGAAGCUCACCUACUUCUUACGACCCCUCUGGCAAUCCCCGCCCAAACCGUUUCACACCCUCCCUCACUACCACCACGUCAACGUCUCCAUGCAAACCCUCUGCGCCCUCCACGGCUGGACCCACCGCGACACUCCUCGACGCGUCUUCGACGCCGUGCUCUUCAGCAACGAGGUCGACAUGCUCACCAUCCGAUGGAAAGAGCUCCACCCUUACGUGACGCAGUUCGUAAUCCUCGAGUCCAACUCCACCUUCACCGGUUUGCCUAAACCGUUGGUUUUCGCCGCGAACCGGGAAAGUUUUGAUUUCGUGGAGCCGAGGCUGACGUACGGGAGCGUCGGAGGGAGGUUCAAGAGAGGUGAGAAUCCUUUUGUCGAAGAAGCUUACCAGAGGAUCGCGUUGGAUCAGCUGAUAAGACUCGCGGGGAUUCAAGAAGACGAUCUGUUGAUAAUGUCUGACGUGGACGAGAUCCCUAGCGCUCAUACCAUCAACCUCCUUAGAUGGUGCGAUGGUUACCCGCCGGUUCUUCAUCUUCAGUUAAAAAACUAUUUAUACUCGUUUGAGUAUUACGUGGACAACAAAAGCUGGAGAGGUUCUGUGCAUCGGUACAUCCCCGGGAAGACGCGGUACGCUCAUUUCCGACAAGGAGAUGUUCUUUUGGCGGACUCUGGUUGGCACUGCAGUUUCUGUUUCAGGCGCAUUAGCGAGUUUGUGUUCAAGAUGAAAGCGUAUAGUCACAAUGACCGUGUUAGAUUCUCUCAUUAUUUAAAUCCGAAAAGGAUUCAAGAUGUGAUAUGUAGAGGGACUGAUCUGUUUGAUAUGAUUCCUGAGGAGUAUACGUUUAGGGAAAUUAUUGGGAAGCUAGGUCCGAUCCCGAGGUCUUACUCGGCUGUUCAUCUACCAAGUCAUCUGAUUGAAAAAGCUGAGAGUUAUAAGUACUUGUUACCUGGGAACUGCGUAAGGGAAAGUGGGUGAUAAAGGCUUGCGCUUAUCAGGCUUUGGUAGUUUGUUAGGUAAAUGUGGAAGGAAAUGGUACAGUUUAUUGAAGAGAGGGAUUUGAUAUGGAAUCUCUGGUGAGGGUAUAUAAACUUUGUCUGCUUAUUAAAACUGACUCAUGUUCCCAUGUUGUUUUUGGGGAAGUUUUGCUGGGAUAGUCUCUCCUCUUUCUCUUCACUUCAAAACUCUAUUUCAUACUCUCUUUACUUGUUAAUCUGUACAAUUCACUAGUGAUUUCUUUACAUUAUCCUCAUAUUCUUUUUAAUCUUUAUUUUUAAAAAUUCAUUCAUGGUUUGUUAUCCUCUUGAUCCAAUUGUUAGUUGCUUUUAAGCCUUUUCUCCCUCAUAAUGGCGCUGUGCCUGCAAAACUUAAACCAAAUAAUUUGUAAAAUUCUUGUUAUUUAAGAAAAAGUUUGACAUUAUUGUGAAAGACAACCAUUUAUUGAGUUGUUGAUUUCUCUGUUAUAUGAACUACGGUUCUUCAAGGCGGGGUAUUUGGGUGUUGUAUGUUCAUUCUCAAUAGAAAUGAUCUCAAAGUCAAUUGACUUUGCAAAGGAGUUCUUGUCACGUAUCCAUCAAACCCACUCGGUAAUGUGUUGACCAGACGUGAACUUUACCUUCUCGUUGACUUCAUCACUUCCAAGAACAUUCAUCUCAUUAGCGAUGACAUUUACUCAGGCACUAUGUUCGGGUUGAACAAUUCAUAAGUGUAAUAGAUGUAUUAAAAGAACAGAAACUCAAAAACACCAAGGUUUCUAAAAGAGUCCAUGUCGUUUACAGCAUUUCCAAGGAUCUGGGAUGCAGUGGCGGAGCUACCAUACGAUCACGUGGGUCAGAUGACCCAUGUGAAUUUUUGAAAAAAAAAAAAUUUGCGUGUAUUUCCUAUAGAAACAUAUGAUUAAUUUUACUUACUGACCCUAGUAAAACUCUUGUAUCAUCAACUUGACCCCUUUGAAAAACAUUUCUCCCUCCGCCACUGCUGGGAUGUCCUCUCCGUGGGAGCCACAUGAGAGGUCAUGAGCAUAGUGAAGUGAAAUAUUAGCAUAGAGGCCCUAUCUUGUUGUUAAAAAGAAGUUUACAUAAAAAGUCUUCAAAUUUGUAAUAUUAGCGAGAUACCACUACAUGUCUUGAGUUUCUUUUGUUAUUAAUUACUAUUGUUUUAGGUUGGCGUUCUUUAGAAACAAAAUGUAGCUUUUGUUAAAUCUCUGCAGCCCUGGUACGUGUAUAUAUAUACAUAAUAAGUCACAUAUUAUCCAAAAGAAAGAAACUAAAGUAGAUCAAAACCCAUGAACGUAAUCUGCUCCUACCACCACGGACAUUAUAUACAUCAGUCUAGUGUGACGAACACAGAGAAACAAGGCGUAUAGUAUAUAUUGUACGAAGAAUAGUCACCGUUAAAUAUUGCUGAUGUGUUGCUCUUACGCCUUAGCCCUUAUGGCGGCAGCCUCAGGUGGAGCUGUCAAAUGGUCCGUUCAUCGCCCAAUUAGACUUGCCCAAUUAGGCUUACCUAGUUAAACCAUGGGCAGUAAUGGAUGGUCUAUAAUAGACAAUAGUCCAAACAAAUGCUCAAAACCCAUAGAGAUCAUGUCUAAAUGGAUAGUCUAUGGACUACCCAAUAGAAUUUAUAAUUAUUUAUUUAUAAUUUUUAAUCGAAACUUUUAAAAUUAUACUUUCUCUCAAAAAUUACAAAACUACUUUUUCAACAAAAUUAUAAAACUUUAGUUUUUCUACGAAAACAGUAAAAUUUUGUUUUACCGCUAAAACCCAUAAAAUCUUAUUUUUCCACCAAAAUCGAGAAAUUUUGUUUUCCCACAAAAAUCAAGAAAUUAUGUUUUCCCGUCAAAACCGAAAAAUCACAUUUUCCCAUCAAAACCAAAAAAAUUAUAUUUUUCGCGAAACCGGAAAAUCAUGUUUUCCCACCAAAACCAAGAAACUAUGUUUUCCCGUCAAAACCGAGAAAUCACAUUUUCCCAUCAAAACUAAUAAAUUAUAUUUCCGCAAAACCGAAAAAUCAUGUUUUCGCCAAAACCAUAAAAUCACGUUUUCUCACCAAAACCGAAAAUUACGUUUUUCCGCUGAAACCGAGAAAUCAUUUUUUCCGCCAAAACUGAGAAAUUAUAUUUUCUGCAAAACCGGGAAAUCUUGUUUUUCGCCAAAACCGUGAAAUCAUGUUUUCUUGUAAAAUUAAAAAAUUACGUUUUCUCACAAAAAAAAUCAGAAAUUAUGUUCUUCCGCCAAAACCGUAUAUAUUCCGCAAAAACUGAAAAAUCAUGUUUUUCACCAAAACCGUGAAAUCAUGUUUUCUUGUAAAAUUAAAAAAAAUAUGUUUUCCCAAAACAAAACCGGAAAUUACAGUUUCCCGUCAAACCCGUAAAAUUAUAUUUUCCUAUCAAAAUUUUAAAAUUAUGUUUUCUCGCCAAAAUUGUUAAUUUUCUCAUCAAAGUAGUGAAAUUGCGUUUUCUGCUAAAACAAUAUUUCUCGCUAAAAUUGUAAACCUAUAUUUUCAUCAGAAUCAUAAAACUAUACUUUUAAGAGACCCACCCAUUAUCUAUUUGAUCUUUGUCCAAUCGGACCAUGGACCGCCCAAAGUGAAUUGGACUGGGCCAGCCCAUGGACGACCUACCCAGUUGACACCUCUAGCCUCGGGGCUAGCUUAACGAUCCUCGACGCAUCUAGAAGCAGCAACGUACGUGAUCUUGGUGCGGUGAACGAAAGCGCGGCUGCUUUUGAAUGGAGGUUGAAGCGUUUGGACUUGGAAACAGAUUCUUCAAGAGAAAUGAUCCAUACUCGAAGCCAAAGAGGCGAACAUAUAUAGAUCCUUCAUUCGUGAAGUGAGGUUGGUGAGUACUUACUUAAUUUGGUGAGUUGUAUUUUUUAUCAGCGGUCUAAGACAUAAGGCAUGAAAAGGCUUUUAUAUGUCUCUAUAUAUGCUCUUAAACUUCAUGUUAAAGUUCUCAUUCGUUUGACGUAAAUGAAAUUUUUGAAUCAACAAGAAGGAUUAGAAUGACAAGCAAGCAUGAUAAAAUGAGGUCCACAGUCAGUACAUAGGGUAACAUUUAUGACACGUCAACAAGACUUACAAACAUCGGUAUAGUUACAUUCUUUUUUGUUUUUAUUUGAUAACCAGUUACAUUCUUUUAAAUUUUCUAUUUAUAGUUUUGCAUGUGGACUUGAUUAGGCUGGAAAGUUGACUAAACCAUAUUUUCAUGCAAAUUUGAACGAAGAAUAUAAUACAAGCUUCUUACAAGUUAUAUGAUGAUCUGAAUAAUUCUCAAUAUAUUCUUCAUUUCACACUUCCAGUUUCGUUCUUUAACCGUAUAGACGUUGAAUAGAUAAAAGAGGAGCAUGGCGCGAGAGAGACGAACGUCCUUUAACAAGAGGCAUGUUUAUCCAACACAGACGAAUUGAGAUGGUUUUAUAAAGUCGACUUUCAACCUUCCGUAAUGUACAAGAUACCACUCAGAUAUCACUAGGGAAAGUCGCAUUUUUAAACUUCAAAGUAACAUACACACUUUAAAUAUUCAAACUUUUUGCAGUAACACUACUAACACUCAAACUGGAAAUUUUAUCAUAUCAAACCUCAAACGUGUUUCCCGCUGAAUAAAAGUCGACGGAACAGUAACUUUGUUAGAUGAUGUGGUCUUUUUCAAAAAAUAUAAAUAAAAUAAUUUUAGUGACUAUUUUAUUAUUUUAUAUAAUAUAAUAAGAUAUAUAUAGUUUCAUCAAAAUUAAGAAAAAUUAAAAAUUUGGAAAAACAAUUUUUUUUGGAAAAUGAUAACAUUUUUAAUACAUUAGAUUUUACUAAAAAUCUUUUGCAUCUCACAAUGUUGUAUUUAAAGUAAUAUUUUUGUAAGUAGAAUUUCUGCAAAAAAAUCUUAAUCUUUUCAAAACUCAUUUUUAACAUUAAAAGGUGUAAGAAGAUAAGUUUUAAAACUUAUAUUGUAUAUUAAUUGUUUUCUAAUUUUGUACGCUUUUCAUAAUUUAAAUAUUUUAUAAUUUAAUGCACUAAAAAGAUUUUUGUUUUGAAAAAAAAAAUUCGUUUUUCCCUAAAUUUUUAUCAAUUUCAUAUUUUUAUGAAAAUUAUAUAUUUUCUUAAUUAUAUAAUAAUAAUAAGAUAUUAACUAAAUGUAUUUUAAAAAUAUUUAAAUAUUAUGCUCGUUUAACGGAGUUACUGUUCCGCCUACUUUUUUUUGUGAGAAAACUUGAGUGUUAGAAGUGUUCGUUAAUCAAGUUGAAGGUUUAAACUUCGUGUAUAGUCACUUUGACGGUUAAAGAUAGGAUUUUCCCGAUAUCACUACUUGUUUUGAGCUUUUUUCUUAUUAUUAAUUUUUUAGUUUCUAUGGCUUCCUUUUUUUGUGUCUUAGAAACAAAAUGUAGCUUUUGUAAAACAUCUGCAGUCUUUGCUACGUAUAUAUAUAUAUAUCUAUAUUCACAUUUUAUCGAAAAGAAAAAAGAAACUAGAGUAGAGCAAGACUCAUAUGCACGUGAUCUGAUCCUACCCACCACGGACAUUAUAUAUAAACAGCGGUCUAGUCUGAUGAACAACGAGGAAGAAGGCGUAUAGUCGUCCUUACGCCUUAGUUCAAAUGGCGUCAGCCUCAGGGCUAGCUAACGAUUCUCGACGCAUCUAGAAGCAGCAACGUACGUGGUCUUGGUGUGGUGGACGAAAGCGCGGCUGCAUUUGAAUGGAGGUUGAAGCGUUAGGACUUGGAAACAGAUUCUUCAAGAGAAGUGAUGCAUAUAUACUCGAAGCCAAAGAGGCGAACAAAGAUCCUUCAUUCGUGAAAGUCAUGAUAAAGUGAGGUUGGUGAGUACCUACUUAAUUUGGUUCGUUAUAUACUUAUAUCAGUUGUCUAAGAGCGACAUAAGGCAUUAAAAAGGCUUUUAUAUGUCUAUAUAUGUUCUUAAAUUUCCAACUUGCAAUUUCUUACUUUCUCAUUCGUUUGACGUGUAUAAAAUUUUUGAAUCAACAAGAGGGAUCUAGAAUGACAAGCAAGCAUAAAAAGGUGGGGUCCACAGUCAGUAUGUGUAUAUAUGGGGUAACACGUGAACGAGACCUACAGACAUCGAUAGUUAUAACAGUCUUUUUGUUUUUAUUUGAUAACCAAGUUGACAUUCUUUUAAAUUUUAAAUUUAUAGUUUUGCAUGUUGACGUGAUUAGGCUGGAAAAAAUGACUAAACCAUAUUUUCAUGCAAAAUUGAACGAAGAAUAGACAAUUCUGAGAAUAUAAUACUGGUUACAUGAUCUGAAUGAUUCAGGUUCUCAAGAUGUUCUUCAUUUCACACACUUCCAGUUUCGUCCUUUAACCUGUUACCCGUAUAGACGUUGAAGAGAUAAAAGAAAGUGACAGACCAGUCAACAGAGUGAAGUGGAGCAUGGCGCGAGAUAGACGAACAUCCUCUAACACGUGAAGGCAUGUUUAUCCAACCCAGACUACUUGAGAUGGUUUUUUAAAGUCAGACGACUUUCAACCUUUCGUAAUGUACAAAGAUACCACCACUUGUCUUGAGUUUUUUUUUUGUUAUUAUUAUUUUUUCGGUUCAAUGGCUUUCUUUAGAAACAAAAUCUGCAGCCUUUGGUACGUGUAUAUAUAUACAUAUAAAGUCACAUAUUGUAUGAAGAACGUCACCGUAAAUUUGUGUGAUAGUGUGAUGAACACCGAGGAUCAUAGUGUGAUGAACACCGAGGAUCAAGGCGUAUAGUCUAUAUUGUAUGAAGAACGUCACCGUAAAUUUGCUGAUGUGUUGCUCUUACGCCUUAGCCAUAAUGGCGGCAGCCUCAGGCUAGCUAAAACGAUCCUCGACGCAUCUAGAAGCAGCAACGUACGUGAUCUUGGUUCGGUGGACGAAAGCGCGGCUGCGUUUGAAAAGAGGUCGAAGCGUUUGAACUUGGAAACAGAUUCUUAAAGAGAAGUGAUCCUUCAUUCGUGAAAGUGAUCAUGAUAAAGUGAGGUUGGUGAGUAGGUACUUAAUUUGGUGAGUAAUAUUUUUUUAUCAGUUGUGUAAGAGGGACAUAAGGCAAACCUAGGCUUUGUAUAUGUCUAUAUAUGUUCUUCAACUUCAUGUUAAAUUUCGAAUAUUUCUUACUUUCUGAUUCGUUUGACGCAUAUGAAAUUUUAGAAUCAACAAGAGGGAAUAGAAUGACAAGCAAGCACGAAAAGAUGGGGUCCACAGUCAAUACAUGGGGUGGCAUAUCAUGACACGUCAACGGGACCUACGGGCGUCGUUAUUAUAGUUACAUUCUUUUUGUUUUUAUUUGAUAACCAAUUAAGUUGACAAUUUUCUAUAUACAUAUAAAAAGUUGAAAAAGUGGGGUCCACAGUCAAUACAUGGGGUGGCAUAUCAUGACACGUCAACUAGACCUACGGGCGUCGUUAUAGUUACAUUCUCUUUGUUUUUAUUUGAUAAAAACGAGGUGGCAUAUCAUGAUGACACGUCAACGGGACCUACGGACGUCGUUUUAGUUACAUUCUUUUUGGUUUUAUUUAUUUGGUAACCAAGUUGACACAUUCUUUUAAAUAUAUAUAAUUUUUUUUGACUAAAGGCUUGACGUUCUUUUAAAAUUUCUAUGAUAGUUUUGCAUGUGGAAUAUAAUAAAACGCGGACAUAUUAAGAUGGUGGCGAUUUUCAAACUUCCGUACUGUACAAGACACUACUCAUAACACGAAUAUAACUAUUUGUUUCGAGUUUUUUCUUUUCAUUUUAAUCGCGUAAAACAAAUGUGUGAAGAAGGCCUCAAAACGCAAUCGCUGAUACUUUGACGCAGUAAAAACGUUUGACUAAACUUCUUUACGACGCAGUAUAUAACAGAAGAAGAGAGAGCGAAAGCUUCAGAAGAAGAGAGAGAGCAAAAGCUUGAGAGAGAGAGAGAAAGAGAGAAAGCCAAAGCGGAGGCGAAGGUUGGAGAAUCGAUUAGGAGUGGUUGAUUUCGAGCGGCCAUGGCGUCGUCUUCUAGUUCGGAGCGAGUGGCAUCGGAGAUUACACCGGCGGAUUCUAGGGUUUUACAAAACGCUAUGAGCGAAGGAGUUGAGGAGAAGCGGCUCAAGGAAGCGGGGUCUAACGAAGAAGAAUCUGAGGUUUGCCUUAUUGAUUCUUGGAUAAAUUCUUGAAUUUGUUCUAAGUUCAUAUACGUUGUUGCAUUGCUCGUGCUGAUUUGGUUUGCUUUGUGGAAUGUUUCUAUUUGUGGAAUGUUCAUUUAUUUUAUUUAUCAAAUGUUGUGUGAUUUGGCCCUGUGUAGAUCGUCGCUGAUAGCAAACACAAGAUGGAUCUCUCUGCGUUAGCUGAAGUGAAGAACCGAGAAGAUAGCUUGAGAUUGCUAAAGAGUGCAUCUCUAGUGUAAGACCGAGAUUAAUGAUCUGUGAUUUGGUUACUGAUUUUUAAUUGUUCUUCUUUGGUUUGUCCUCAGCAAGAGAUUGAUGAUCUCGUUGCGGCUACAAAGAGAUUAGUUGUAGAAAGCUCAGAAGCUGGAUUUGAUGAAGACUCGAUCAAGAAGAGGGAUAAAGCUGCCCUUAUUGCUUCCAUCGCCAAGCUUGAAUCUGAGUUGCAUGAGAUUCGUGCUGAAGGCCAAGAGGAUAUUCUCGUUUGCCCCAACUUUUAUCCUACGGGUCUGAGUAAGAAUGUCAAGACUGAUGCAGAAGCACUCGGAGGUUCUUCUGUUCAAGAACCCAAGAUAGAUUGGAAGCUGACGGCUGAGAUAGACUUCACAAGCCCCACUAGUACGCCGCCAGCUUUCAUCAAUAUUGUAGAUCAUCCAUGCUUGUUGUGGGAUGUCAAAUACCCUAAGAAAGACUUGACUUCAGAGACGAAUUGAAGGCCGGGGAGGCCCGGUCCGAAACCAGGGGGAUCAUGACAAUUGUUGGACUUACUCGGCCACCGAUGUCUACAGCUCCCAUCGAUUGAGAAACGAAGAAGACGAGGCUUUUCGCGUUAUGAGCGCGAGAUAUCUAACAUUUUACGUCAGUAAGGAAGAGCGAGAGAGGGAACGUAGACAUGGAGAUAGGAAUACACACCAUUGCCACGGAUUCAGAGUAAUACAUGGUCUCAGAUUCAUAAAGGAGCAUGGGGUUCCAGAAGAAUCUCCUCGGGAUGCUAAAACUGAUUACAGCUGCAUUAAAAAUCCGCCAUCUCGAACUCAAAAAUUGUUCCAUUUUGGUGCUGACGUUGAGUUCAUGGAGUCAGAUAAAAUUGAAGACUUGCAGAAGAUGCUUCUGCACCAGCCUGUCUCUGCAAAUAUGAUUCUCUACUACCCGGAAUACGAUAAAAUUCUUACGUUAGAGGAAAUCUAUGAAGGACCUACCUCAGAAAAAUCAUUGUAUGGGGGAAUUCAUGCGGUCUUGGUUCUUGCCAUUAUAAGGUUUCUAGGGAAGUUGGUGGCGCUAGUUAAGCUCAGCCAUGGAACCAAAGCUGGUGAAUCCGGCUACAUGUACGUAUCUCUGAGCAAGAUGAUCGUGAAUGUCGAGUACUCUGUCGAAAAAAAUCUUCUUUGUCAACUCAAACGUAAAACAGAAGACGCCAUAGCUGAACCGUCGUAUCUUCUUCGGAACUUUACGGGUGUGAAUUAUGGUGAUAGUCCAGUUGCAGUUGCAAGGACAAGUAAAAAGAGGAAGCUAAACUGAAACGAGAAAUGUUUUGAACUCGAG